Messenger RNA from Lolium perenne, 907 nucleotides. RefSeq lists its product as uncharacterized. NCBI's taxonomy places the organism in Eukaryota, Viridiplantae, Streptophyta, Magnoliopsida, Poales, Poaceae. The record is from RefSeq and is a predicted model, not a curated record.
AUUCCAGAAAUAAUAUUCGUUUUUGGCUUAUUUCAGAAAUAAUACACCGUCGGGGUCCGCUAACCCGAGUUUACAAAAUCGGGGUCGGCGAACCCGAAUUAGCAGAGUCGGGGCAGUGGAACCCGAUUUCUAGAAGAGCUCUGCUGCGGCGUGACAAUAAAAUAUAACUCGGGGUAGUGGAACCCGAUUUCAAUUAAUCGGGGUAGGUAAACCCGAUUUUAGCUAAUCGGGCCAGGUGAACCCGAUUGCAAUAAAUCGGGAUUGUUCAACCCGAGCACCAAUUUUUCCCGCCUUUUUGCGUUCACACAGUUUCCCGCCCGCCCUUGCCGCCACUCCUUCCCGGCACCCUUCCCGCCAAUCGUUGCCGGCACCAUCUCCCGCCAGUUUUUCCCGCCACCAUCUCCCGCGCUGGUGUCGAAAUUUAGCCUAUAAAAGCAGGCAGCGCUACUCUGGAUUGCACAAGUUCUUGUAUCUCUAUCUUUGUGCUGUUUGCUCACUGUUAGCCAUCAUGAGUGUGCCGUGCUCUGACCCGGAGUUUAGGCCGGUGAAGGCGAAGGCUGCAAGUUUGCCCCCGGGUGUGACUGCGGAGCGGUGUUGGUGCGGCCGUCUUGCUAAGGUUAAGCAGGUGGAGGAUUUCUCCGACUGGUUCGGGAUGAAAUUUUUCAUGUGUGCGAGCUAUGAGCAUGAUCCACCCCGUAGUUCAGCUUCGUCCUCCACCAGGCCGCCGUCUCCCCCGCCCCUAUGCAAAUGGUUUCACUGGAUAGACACGGAGCAGCCGGAUUGGGCGCGUCAGGAGGUUGAGGAGAAACACCGGCGUGCGUGGGCAACGUUCUUUGAGGAGGAGCGUUGGGAAAAGGUUCGUGCUAAUGAAAAAGCAGAGCGAGAGAGACAGAUACUGGAAACUUAG